UGCUGUGCUGUCAACUUAUUCUAUUGUGGCUUUUAUUUUUAUAAGUUUUAAUGGAAAUGUUAAAACAUUUCAAGUUGUUUUGUUCCUUGAUAUUGUUAUGUUACGUUCCUUGCUUUUCACAAGAACUACUGUAUUCAACACCAGCAAAUCCUUGGUCGGAAAUGAUUGAAAUUACAUGCCUCGAACUCACCGGAUUUAAGAAGGUGGGCGAUGAUGCAGCGUACUCCAGGGAGAUAGAGGUGAAGAGCGGACACCAUGUCUCCCUACCGUGCUCCUACUGCGGGUCCGACGACGAGAAGCUGCCCAGAACAUGGAUGAGGAAACUUCGAGCGGUCAACUCUACGAUGGAGGAGUACGGCGUGAGCCCGUUGUUCAAUUUCUCGCACAUUAAGUUCGAUCUUUACCCUAAUCACACUCUGGCCAUUUAUAACGUCGAGGCGUCAGAUGGUGGGCUAUACAUAUGUGCAGAUCUACUGGCGGACAUGCAGUACAUGUUCAAGUACAGUUUAGACGUGAUCGAAUCCGACAUCUCCGUCGUAACAGCAGACACCAGUUCUUGGGAGGCUUACAAUGCCGAUACGAUUACCUCGGCUACUGAGGAGAUUUACUACGAUAAGAGGUUCAAGGAGUUGUUGGAAAAUGUAAAGGUGAAAGUGGUUAGCGAGUGGGAUCCUUGGAUGCCCUGCGACGGCUGUGCGGGAGUCCGCCGGAGAUUCGCAAAAUGCAGAGUCCGGACAUCGCUGAAAAACGCAAACCCCGCAAGCUCUUCAAGUGCUAACCUGACCGACUCGGAGUUGCUUUUAAUCAACAGUACUGGGAUCUCGUGUCAUUCCGCGUUCCUGGCCGAGAGGUUUCCUGACCUCGGCUCCCUCACCGGCAGUUUACCCGACUACGUGGUGACUCAGAAGUGCUACGACAGUUGUGUCAGAAAUGAAUGGAAAGUGAUGGGUCUAAAAGCUAAGUACAUCCUUAAUAUAAAAAUGGAGCUCGGAUCGUCCUUGUCUUUCGACUGUCCAGAGACCGUCCUGACGAGCAACAUUAUCUGGAAGAAGAAUGGACUCACCAUCCAUCCCAUCACGUUCAUGAAAACAGAAAAAAGCAUAAAGAAAUAUUUGAAAAAUAUGUUCAAAAAGAACGUAGAGUUACCCCACGAAUUUGUCGACCACAUGAAUAUACUACAGUUGAGUCAGGUUCAAUUCGAGCAAACCGCAGACUAUAUGUGUUUCGUGGACAAAUCCAUCAUGAAGGUCAUCCAUGUCAACGUCACAACCCCGUGGGAAACCCUCAGAGAACGGCACUACAAUUUCUGGCUGCUCUCCAUAUAUACAUUUUUAGUGUCAGCAUCCAUCGUGUCAAUGGCUAUCUUAUGGGCCAUACUGAACCGCCACCUGUUUAUUUCAACAACAGAAGUUAUAUAAGAACAGGAAUUAACAAGUGAAGUGUGCCUGUAUGAUAGCAAGCAAGAAUCCAGCCCAUAUAUACCAUUAUACCCUUCCAAAUAAACUGAAGACUGGUCGGUCUACCCAACCAUAGUCCUUUGUCCAAUAAGAAUGAAUAACCAAAUAGGAAUCUUCAAGUAAUUGAUGUCACAACUUAAAAUCUUCAGUUCCGAAGAGUCAGAUACAAUAAGCAAUUAUAUGCUCAAUAUGUAUUGUUUUUUGUCAAGUUCUCCAUGUAUAAAAUUAUGUGAAAAUACAUUUAUAUUUUGGA
This is a messenger RNA of Homalodisca vitripennis (glassy-winged sharpshooter), 1710 nucleotides long. RefSeq lists its product as uncharacterized. Lineage: Eukaryota; Metazoa; Arthropoda; Insecta; Hemiptera; Cicadellidae. Bases 51 to 1418 code for a protein of 455 amino acids. The transcript has a single exon. The record is from RefSeq and is a predicted model, not a curated record.